Messenger RNA from Elgaria multicarinata webbii, 820 nucleotides. It is a transcript of the gene CST3, whose product is annotated as cystatin C. Bases 77 to 484 code for a protein of 135 amino acids. The record is from RefSeq and is a predicted model, not a curated record. Gene Ontology annotation, cellular component: vesicle; cytoplasm. The transcript has 3 exons. NCBI's taxonomy places the organism in Eukaryota, Metazoa, Chordata, Lepidosauria, Squamata, Anguidae. Gene Ontology annotation, molecular function: cysteine-type endopeptidase inhibitor activity.
GAAGACGCAGCAGCAGCAGCAGCAAAAAGCAGAAGCGAGGCGGAGCUGGCGCCGUAGAUCUCCGGAGGCUGCGAGAAUGAUGGCUUCUUCCCGGUGGCUCGUCGCGUGCGGCGUCCUCGCGGCCGUCGUAGCGCUAGCGAUGGGGCAGGGGAUGGUCGGGAGCCCCAUGGAGGCCGACGUCAACGAGGAAGGGGUGCAGCGGGCCCUCCGGUUCGCCAUGGACCAGUACAACAAAGGCAGCAACGACAUGUACACCAGCCGCCCGUCCGAGGUCGUCAGGGUCCGCAAACAAAUUGUCGCUGGAAUCAAGUAUUUAAUGGAAGUUAAAGUUAGGCGAACAACUUGCACCAAGUCAAUGAUUGACAUUGAGAACUGUGCCUUCAAUGAAGCACCAGAACUUACCCAGGCGAUGAUUUGCAACUUUGAUGUUUACCAUGUUCCUUGGAAAAACAAAAUCUCCCUGACCCGUCAGGAGUGCCACUAAGCAUACAUUGGCUUUGGCACAGGACAGCAAGUGGCUGUUCUGACAGUGUUUCCCCUAUUCCAGAAGAGCAAUAAUCCAGAUGUCUCCUCAAGGAAGAGUUUCUGCAGCUAACUAAAAAAAUGCUUAUACAUACUUGUUUGAAGCAAGUAAAUUCAUAUAGUCUUCCUUUUAAAGUACUUGCUGAAAUUUGUUCUUUCUCAUUUAUAAUUUCAUUUGUAGCCAUCGUUUUCAUGCUAGACUAGUAGAAGGAAAGAUGGAAAUUUUCCUUGUCAAGGAGUUUGGUUUUGCAAUGAUUUGUGUCCUAUUCAUUGCUAAGAAUAAAGUAUUCAGCCUUCA